UGGGACUGUGCGCAAAAUACUGUAUGUUUUUAAAGAAGGUUAGGGCUCUGUCGUUUUUUUAACACAUUUUGCGCACAGUCCCACCAAGCCUAGAUAAAGUGGUGCAUUCCCUGUUGGAAAGCCAACAGCCACGAAUUUACCGCACCGUAGUAAUUGGGCACCAAAAGGAUGGGCAACCACUUAAUUGAUGAUGAUGCUCGCUCUCCUGUUGUUCCAAAAGUUGCCCCGUCUCCUCCUGAUGCUGAAAAUCGUGGUGCCAAGCCAUUAGUCACCACCGAACUGCCCUCCCUGACCACCUGCCAAAUCCAACAAGUCCCUCCCAUCCAGCAGUCCGGAACUCACCUUUCCGGCUUGGUGACGUCGAAGCUGUGGGCGGCCAUCCGGCCGUGUUCGUCACUUAGCUGCAUAACUCGCGCUGCGCGCUUGCGGCUCCAACAUGGCAUUAGAGCCCGGUGCGCUUCUUCCUCCUUUUCUCCUUUUUGACGCCCUCCGGGCUUCCAGUCCCUUCACACCUUCGCCUGGGUC
Molecule: messenger RNA, 525 nt
Organism: Parathielavia appendiculata
Lineage: Eukaryota; Fungi; Ascomycota; Sordariomycetes; Sordariales; Chaetomiaceae
Exons: 1
Coding region: 169-483 (104 amino acids)
Source: RefSeq, a predicted model, not a curated record